Molecule: messenger RNA, 1639 nt
Organism: Amaranthus tricolor (Joseph's coat)
Lineage: Eukaryota; Viridiplantae; Streptophyta; Magnoliopsida; Caryophyllales; Amaranthaceae
Product: mitochondrial carrier protein CoAc2
Exons: 7
Coding region: 348-1373 (341 amino acids)
Biological process (GO): transmembrane transport
Cellular component (GO): mitochondrial inner membrane
Source: RefSeq, a predicted model, not a curated record
UUAAAUGACCAAAUAAAUAGAAUUGUUUAUGAUUAAUCAAUAGUUAUAUUAUUAUAGAAAAAUUAUCGAAAGGUUGAAUUAUUGUAGGUAAUUUUUCCUAUUUUUAUUUAAUUAUAGUUAAUUUUUGUUUUGAAAGAAUUUUAUUUAACUUUUUAAUAACUCUAUAGAACGUUAAAGUCUCUCCUCAAAUAAGACGGCUUCCUACUUGAAAAAAAAAGUCUAAUUUUACAAACCUCCAUUGUUUCGUCUUCUCAAACACAAAAUCAUUCAAAAGGGAAUUGUCUUUCUGAAAAGCAUUUUUGUUCCUCUUCAUUUACCUCUCUCUUCCCUCCCUAAUUUCAGUUUCAAUGGCGAGGAGAGAAGAGAGAGAACAAGAAGGAAUCUCAUUCCAUGGAAUCAUUGAUUGUAUGCCCCUUUUUGCUAAAGAACUUAUCGCUGGUGGUGUUGCUGGUGGCGUCGCUAAGAGUGCUGUCGCUCCCCUUGAACGAAUCAAGAUUCUUUUCCAGACAAGACAAGCAGAAUUCAAAAGUGUUGGGUUAUUAGGAUCCUUUUCUAAGAUAGCUAGAACAGAAGGAAUACUUGGUUUCUACAGAGGAAAUGGAGCAAGUGUUGCACGAAUCGUUCCUUAUGCAGCUCUGCAUUACAUGGCAUAUGAGGAGUACAGACGAUGGAUAAUUCUUGCUUACCCUGAUGUCUGGAAAGGCCCUGUGCUUGAUCUUUUGGCGGGAUCAUUUGCUGGUGGAACUGCUGUUCUUUUUACAUAUCCUCUUGAUUUGGUUCGGACAAAGUUGGCGUAUCAGGUUGUUGGACCUGCCAAUUUAAAUGGUAAAGGCCUUGUUGGAAAUGAAGAAUUGUAUAGAGGUAUUCAUGACUGCUUUUCGAAGACGUAUAAAGAGUCUGGAGUAAAAGGUCUUUACCGGGGUGCAGCACCAUCACUUUAUGGUAUAUUUCCAUAUGCGGGUCUGAAAUUUUACUUUUACGAAGAGAUGAAGUCUCACGUACCUGAGGAACACAAGAAAGACAUCUCGGUGAAGUUGAUUUGUGGCUCUGUUGCUGGAUUGUUGGGCCAAACCCUCACAUACCCUCUUGAUGUUGUGAGGCGGCAAAUGCAGGUUGAGCGCAUGUCUAAUGCUACCAACAAAAAAGGAACAUUUCACACACUUGUUACUAUAGCACGAGAGCAAGGGUGGAAGCAUUUGUUUUCGGGACUAAGUUUGAACUAUUUGAAGGUUGUACCCUCAGUUGCUAUCGGCUUCACUGUGUAUGAUACAAUGAAAUCAUUCCUGCAAAUGCCCUUACGAGAUGAAGCUGUUAUCGAAGUGGCUUCAAAACACACAAAUGAUCAACCAUCAUCAAUACAUUCUUUAAAAUAAAAUACUCAUUCUUUUAACGCAAUUAGAUCCUGAUUCAUUACAUUACUGAAUAAUUCAAUUGUAUAUGUACAUAUGAUCAUCGACCGGCAUGAGUCGAAUGUAGAUAUCAUCUUGUUAAACUUGUUAGCCAUUUAGCAUUGUACGGCAUAUAAUACCUAUCUCUUCCAACGUUCUGGUCUAUGUCAAUUGUCAAAGAAUGUUUGGAAUGUAAGAUAGAAGGAUUUUUUUCCUGGUAAAAUGAAAUAAAUACAUUUCAGUAGUCUUCA